Messenger RNA from Paramecium tetraurelia, 1170 nucleotides. RefSeq lists its product as uncharacterized. Gene Ontology annotation, cellular component: cytoplasm. Gene Ontology annotation, molecular function: protein serine/threonine kinase activity; ATP binding. Gene Ontology annotation, biological process: intracellular signal transduction; protein phosphorylation. The record is from RefSeq and is a predicted model, not a curated record. The transcript has 2 exons. Lineage: Eukaryota; Ciliophora; Oligohymenophorea; Peniculida; Parameciidae.
AUGAAAUGCAUUGGCAACUAUCAAUUGGGAAAGACGAUUGGUUCUGGCACUUUUGGAAAGGUGAAAUUGGCAGUUCACAUUCCUACCUAACAAACAGUGGCUAUUAAGAUUAUGAAUAAAUCACGAAUGGUUGAUAUUGUGGAUAUAGAGAGAGUAUAGCGUGAAUUACACAUUCUGAAAAUUGUUAGACAUCCGAAUAUCAUUAUGUUAUAUGAGGUCUUCGAAACAAAUAAAUAUAUUUUCAUUGUGAUGGAAUAUUGCUAAAAAGAACUUUUUAGUUACAUUGUUAAAAAUAAGAAAGUACCAGAAGUUAAUGCAUGUGCUUUGUUUUAAUAACUAUUAUCAGGAAUAGAAUAUUUGCACAAAUUAAAAAUAGUCCAUAGAGACAUAAAACCAGAGAAUCUCUUAAUUAAAGGUCGAAUCAAAAUUGUAGAUUUUGGUCUCUCAAAUACUUAUGAUGAUCUAUUAAAGACUGCUUGUGGAUCACCUUGUUAUGCAGCCCCUGAGAUGAUAUCAGGAAAACUGUACAGUGGUUUAAAAGCUGACAUCUGGAGUAGUGGAGUUGUAUUAUUUGUGAUGUUGUGUGGUUAUUUGCCUUUUGAAGAUGCAAAUACAAAUUAGUUAUAUAAGAAAAUUCUAUCAGCAAAUUAUAAGGUUCCUAAUUUCUUAAGCAGUGAUGCAGUAGAUGUUUUAAAAUUUAUUUUGAAUCCAGAUCCUGAUGAUAGACCUAAUAUUGAUUAAAUUAGAAAGCAUCCUUGGUUCAAUUUAUACAAAACCAGUUUUUAAAUAAAACAAGGGAUUUUAAUUGGAUAACAUAAAAUUCCCAUAGAUAACAAUGUUGUAAGUCAAGUAGAAAAGUUGGGAUAUACAAAAAAGUAUAUCUAUUAAUGUUUAUGUUCAAAUCAACAUAAUGAUGUAACUACAGCAUAUUAUUUGCUGUUGGAUUAAAUAAUUCAGUCUGGAGGAUAAACUUGUGCUGAUAUUGCAUCAGAUUAAUUUCAAGCCUAAUUGAUUGAAUUGAAUUCUUAGACAGCAAAAAGUGAAAUAAAAAUUAAUAUGACAAUGGAGGAUGAGAAAUAAGAUACUAUCACAAUGAAUAACACUACUAAUUACUCCUAAAAAUCUAUCAAGUAGAAGAUCAAAUAAAACAGAAAGAUAUCCCAUGUUUGA